Messenger RNA from Phlebotomus argentipes, 4733 nucleotides. RefSeq names its product zinc finger protein 91-like. Lineage: Eukaryota; Metazoa; Arthropoda; Insecta; Diptera; Psychodidae. Bases 117 to 4718 code for a protein of 1533 amino acids. The record is from RefSeq and is a predicted model, not a curated record. The transcript is spliced from 9 exons.
CACGUCAGAGGUGAAAAAAUGUUGUUUUGAUCGUGGAGUCGGUGACAAAAUGUUUCGAUUUUAGUGAAAAUUCAGAGGAAAUACCCACGAAAAGUAGUCUUUCGUAGUUGCUGAAGAUGAAACCCACUAAGCUGAAGCUAAUGCGACAAGAACAAGCACGACGAAUGCUUGCAAAAUCUGCCAGGAAGAGAAAUAAUCCAGAUGCUAGCGAAGAGGAUGAAGCUCCGGCACCCAAAUCAAGGAGAACACGAAAAGUCCGAGGCAGAGAGUCUCCGAAGGCACUGGAUAGCAUGCCGGAUAAUGACUCCAGUGACGAUGAGAAGCCUAUAAUUCGGUAUGGGGGAAACAUGGGAAGAGCAAAUGACGAGGAAGAUGAGGAUAUGGAGGAGGAAAUUCCUCUGACGGCCCUUAAGAAGAUGAAAAAGGACAGCGAAGAUGAGGAAUCGCCGGCUAGUCCGUCGAAAGACAAGAAUGGUGGUGAUGUCAUUGAGUUCAUCAACAUCGAUAAAAUUGAGGUGAAAGAAGAGGAUUCGGAUGACGAUUCAGACGAAGAUGAAGAGGAGGAAGAAGUGAAGAAACCAGUGAUGCCGAAGAAGAAACCCAAAAAUACAGAGCCUGUUCCUCCGGCUCCGAAGAUUUCCCAUGUUCCGCACAUCGUGAAGCAGGACGGAUUGAUAACAGUGUAUCAGUGCAGCAAAUGCCCCAAAACCUACGCCAGGCCCAGUAGACUCAGGCGACACUACCGGAAGCACACGGGAGACGUACGAGUGCGCUGGUACAACUGCAACAUUUGCCACAAGCAGUUUUCCACGGAUCCGAAGCUGGAGAAGCAUCUGCUGAGGCGUCACAAGGAGAAGUUGAAUCUCUUCGAUGCCGUCGCGGUGAGAGAUGAAGUGGCGUCAGCUGAGGCGGCAGCUGCUCAGGCUGCGGCUGCUCAGGCUGCCCAGAACUCCAUGGAUGAUAGUAUGUUCAACGAUGAGGAGGUGGAGAUAAAGCCAGAGUUGGUGCAGGUGAAGAUGGAGAACUUCUACGAUGAGUACGAAGAGGAUAUUCCUUCGGUGUGUCCUAAAGUGGAAGUGAACACUUUGGAUGCUGUGAAGCGGGAGCGAAGGGAUGAUGAGGACAGUGUUGAGGGUGAUUUUGAUCACUUUGGCGAUCACUUUGCAGACAAUUAUGAUGAUUUUGGGGAGGAGGAGCCGAAAUCAACGCCCAAGAUUAGUGCCACAAAGCCAAGGGCUUCUAAACCAGUGGAUCCCUUCACAGAUGAUAGGAUUCCAAUUCUUCCUGACUUUGAUUUCACCGAUUCGGAGAUUGUGGAUCUGUCUCCACUUGGCAGAGAUGAAAUUGAUUUCAUGGAGGACAUAGAAAUCGAAUCUCUGAGUCCCUUGCCUGAUGAGGAAGAUGAGGACUUUGAUCCGAAUCAGAAGACACGAGUGUACAAGUGCACGUACUGCCCGAAGACCUUCGUGGUGCGCGAGAAUUAUCUGGAUCACAUUGAUUAUCAUACGAAGAAGGACAAGCCGUUCCCGUGUGAGCAGUGCGAUGAGGAAUUCCUCACGCAAGGCACUCUCCACUAUCACAUUGAGAGCAGCCACUUGAGGGCCAGGUGUGAAGUGUGUGACGAGGAGACGGGCAAUCUGAGGGCUUUCCUGAAGCACCAGAGAUUGCACUCGAAGCGCAUUCGGUACAAGUAUUCGUGUGAUAUGUGCGAAGAGCGAUUCACGCUGAAGCAAUUGCUGAGUCAGCACGUGGAGGAGACGCACGGCACGGGUCACUUCAAGUGCGCCAACUGUCCAAUGACAUUCUCCAAUUCGCGCUUCUUCAUCAUUCACGCGACUGAGUAUCACGAAGAUCCGAAGCCAUUCCGCUGUGACUUCUGCAGCUUCAGCACGAACAAAAUCUACUAUCAAUCAAUUCACAUGAGAACACAUCUCAAUGAGUUCCCCUAUCGCUGUCUGGACUGCAUGAAGCUCUUCCGGCUCGACAGGGAUUUGAUGGAUCACAUGAAGGAUCACGAGGAGAACAAGGUGACCAAGUUCAGGUGUGACAAGUGCGGCAAAUACUUCGCCACCAACAGCAAUGUGCACAGACACAUGAGGCGAUACUGCAAGAAGUACCAAUGUGAAUUCUGCGAUAAGGUCUUCUCCUCGGCACCUUCUCUGAAGCAGCACAAAUCCACGCACACGGAUGAGUUGCCGUUCAAGUGUGACGAGUGUGGACAAGGCUUUCCGCGUCCCGAAGGCGCCAGAGUUCACAUGCGUGUCCACACAAAUGAUCGACCGUAUGGUUGUCGGAUAUGCGGAAGGACAUUUCCGUCGUCCGCGCGACGGCGUGCCCACGAGAAGCACCAUUUGGGCGACGUGAAGAAGCACAGAUGUGAGGAUUGCAAUAUGGAAUUCAAGCUGAAGAAGGAUCGUGAGGAGCAUCUGCUGACGCACGUCAAUCACGCCAAGUAUUUCUGGUGUGCUCUGUGCGAUCAGAGAUUUAUGAAGAAGCAGAAGCUGGUGAAGCACUUGAACGAGCACAGGAAUACUCCUGAUGACGCCUGGCCGGCCAGACCGAAGAGGAAGCGCACGAAUCGAACAGAGUUGGAAAUGGGUAUUCUCCGACAAUGCUAUGCUAGAGCAGUUCUGAAGGCACAGAGUCAAGGCAGGAGUGGCAGAAUGAAGAAGGAUAAGAGCGAUAAAACGGAAAAGAGUUGCGAGCAUUGUGGAAAAAAGUACAAACUUGAGAGGCGUCUCAAGAAACACAUCCAGACUGUUCACAACAAUGGCCAGGAGGGCCAGGAGAGUGUCCAGGCGGGAAGCAGUGAUGAAGAAAUCGAAUUUAUCAACAUUCAGGACAAGUCAGACGAUGGUCAGAAGCAGAAGUUUCUAACGAGUUUAGUCAGGACAACUCAAACGGGAGAGAAGGAGUAUUUAUGUGCAAUAUGUGAGAAGGCUUAUCCGCGGCCAAGUCGUCUUCGGCGACACUUCCGGAAGCACACCGGCGAGAGGAGGACAAAGUGGUUCAAUUGCAGUGUUUGCAGCAAGCAAUUUUCCACCGAGAAGAAGCUACAGAAGCACAAUUUGAGGAGGCAUGCUUCACUGGAGGAUUCUUCGCAGGAUAAUGAUGAGAAUACAGUCAUUAGCCAAAUUGAUGGUGAAAAUGAGACUCAUGAAGAGGAUGCGAAGCUGAAAUCUGUUGAAAUGGAAGACAAUGCAGAAACUAAUGAUGCUGAAGAGUCCUUAGAGCAGGACAUUGUGGAAGGGAGUGAGGAAGAAGAAGCUGAAGAAGUACCAAAGCCGCAGAAGAAGCGCGGUCCGAAGCCUAAGCAGUUGAAAAGAACGACGCCGCAGAAGCGUGGUGGUCCUUUCAAAUGCACCUUCUGUCGAUUGUCGUAUUCAGCACAGAAAUUCCUGGAUCGACAUCUUGUGUAUCACACGGAGAAGGAGAAACCGUUUCCUUGUAAAUCCUGCGACAUGCAGUUCGACAAGUCAUGCGAACUGCGCUUCCAUCGGGAGAAAGUGCACGCGCAGGAGAAGUGUAACGUGUGUGGUGAGAUGGUGAUGUCCCUGCACGAUCGCCAGAGGCACAAGACGAUGCAUGCGGAGGACAAGUACAGGUUCGAGUGUGAGAUCUGCCACAAGCGUCUGUGCAGACUGCAAUCGCUGCAGCAUCACAUCGAGAGGACACACAUGGGCGAUAAAUUCAAGUGUGAGAUCUGCCUGAAGGGAUUCCCUCGCGUGGGCUUGCUCAUGGCGCACUCAAUUGCACGCCACAGCGAUGAUAAGCCGUUCAGUUGCAAGAUGUGUGGCUUCAAAGUGAACCGAAUGGCCAGUCUGAGAUCGCACAUGAUAACGCACACGAAGGAGAAGAACUUCCACUGUGAGACUUGUGGGAAGGCCUUUGGACACUCGAGCACAUUCUACAAGCACUUGCGGAUGCACGAGCGCGCCAAGAUGCCGGCGCCGAAGGUGCAGUUGGAGGAAGUGGCACGCGUGCGGGCGACGCGUGAGCGACUGUUUCAGUGUGAAGUGUGCGCCAAGGCGUUCAUCCGGAUGGCGGAUCUGAAGCUGCAUCUGCGCUUCCACAGCAAUGUGCGUCCGUACAAGUGCACAGUGUGUCCCAAAUCAUUCCACUCGUCGUCAAUUAUGAAGAAUCACCUUGAUCGACACUUUGGCAUCCGGAAGCACGUGUGCCGAUACUGUGGGAACACCUACACUGAUCCCACGGGACUCAGACGACACCUGGUCAAGCAUGGUGACAGCGCCGUGAAGACAUUCGACUGUGAAUUGUGUGGGAAGGUGUUUGUGCAGAAGUAUCAGCUCACCCGGCAUGCCAGCACACACAUUCCGGGAUCUCUGUCCAGGCGACGAGGUGGUGUUCAGCCACAAGUGAAGCGGCAGGAGUACAAGUGCAGCGUCUGUCGGCGGACGUACAUCAAUAAGACGGGGUUGAAGAAGCAUCUGCAGAAGCACGGUGAUCAGUGUGGGAAGCAGAUUGGGUGUCCGCAGUGUGGCAAAUUGUAUUUGGAUGCUGAGGAGUUAGGAAGACAUCUCGACACUCACGUCAAUCCCAUUGUCGUGGAGACUUCCUGUCCAUCACUCAUUGUUCCGGCGUCAUUGUCACAGGACAUAACACAAAUCAUCAUUCUGCCCACGGAUGUGAAUUUCAAGGGGGAAAAGGAGGGACAGAUGCUGGAGAUGAGCAUGGAAGAUCAGGGACUGUUGCAAUGAAAAGAGAGAGAGCUG